This is a messenger RNA of Hemibagrus wyckioides, 1664 nucleotides long. RefSeq names its product cytosolic iron-sulfur assembly component 2A (gene ciao2a). Bases 395 to 868 code for a protein of 157 amino acids. The transcript has 5 exons. The record is from RefSeq and is a predicted model, not a curated record. Lineage: Eukaryota; Metazoa; Chordata; Actinopteri; Siluriformes; Bagridae.
CAAACGGUGUCGGUUUGAAGAGACAAUGUCUUUAAUAUCAUAAUAUUUCGAAAUAUUUUUUUUUUCUAUUUGUGUAAAAUGAAUAAGUAUUAUUUUUAUGAUUUCAUUUUUUUUUUCUAUCGUAUCUAGGCCGGCUAUCAUCUUCUCAAGUCUUACAUAAAUAAUACGGAAGUGAAAGUUACCAGUGAGGUUGCAUGCCAAAUCUCUCCUUGUUAGAGCGCUAAUGUUCUACAGAGCGCGAUUAAACCACUGGGUUUUUUUUUUUAGACCUAUGUAGUGUACAUAUCUAGGGAUCAUGGAGUAGAUAUAGGACCAGCCCCAGGCAGCCCAGUCAAAUGCAGCUUGACUCUCCAGUGUCAAAGUCAUAGAGCGCGAUUAUGGAGGCUUUUAGAAAAUGGAGCUCAUUUCUAGCGUUGUAAAAACGGUUUUUCAGCUCUCUGGAUUUUAUACGGAAAAUAAUGUAAGGAGGUCCAAGAAAAUGGAAGAGAAGGCUUUAGAAGUGUACGAUGUUAUUCGCACCAUCCGAGAUCCGGAGAAACCCAAUACUCUGGAGGAGCUGGAUGUGGUGACUGAAAAAUGUGUAGAAGUUCAAGACCUAGGCGACGAUGAGUACCUCAUCAUUAUCAAGUUCUCCCCGACGGUGCCGCACUGUUCUCUGGCCACACUGAUAGGUCUCUGCUUACAAGUGAAACUACAGCGAUGUCUUCCAUUUAAACACAAGCUUGAAAUCUACAUUACUGAGGGAACACAUUCAACUGAGGAAGACAUUAACAAACAGAUCAACGAUAAGGAGCGGGUAGCGGCAGCGAUGGAGAACCCUAACCUGCGGGAAAUAGUGGAGCAGUGUGUUACUGAGUCAGACGACUAAAGCGUCAUCUCGCACAGCGUCGCAUACCUAAUUCUGUUUAGAAACCUGGUGAAGCCUCUCUGUAUUUUUUAGAAAUUGGCAGAAUUAUAAUUGAUGCGCUGACUCAGUGAUCUGCUCUGUUGACUUUCUGUCCUCUGCAAGCGACAAGCAGACGGCGAUCGAUAACGAAGCAAUAAGCUCUGUUUUGUAGUGAUGGCUGUCUUUCAGAGAGUUCCUCAGGGAGGCACAUAAUAGCAGACAGUUUAUGACUGAGGUUUGUUUAAUGUCCCAAGAGUGUUAAGACUCUGAUCAGAGUUGAAGAUAACUCUGCUUCUUGAAUUCCAAUUGUAUGUUGUUGUGAUUUUUUUUUUUUUCAAUAAUUAUUUCUGUCAAGCAUCAUUUCCUCAUACCUCAAUUGAAAUACUAUUAAAUUCCUGUCUGAAUAUGUCCGAAAACGAUAUAAAAAUGGAAGAGAAUUUGUUUUAUUUACUAAUUUCUAUGAGUCAGACAUCAAAUUAAACAUCCCAAGAAGUCAGUUUACAUCCAUAACCAUCAUCAGCUUUUAUUGUAUCGUGAGAAUUGAAAUUCCCCAGCGAUAAUGUUAUAUGGCUUGCGAUUGCUGUCUGUGUACAUCUCCGACAGAAAAUUUCCUGUUAUUCACGUCUUGGAUCAGCUCUCAUCUUUGAUUGCGUCCUUCUCCUGUUCUAAUUUUAUUACAAAUCAACUUCCUUAUUGAAGUCUGCUCUGCCUUUUUAUAUCAUAUGUAAAUAUAUUUGUUAUAGUAAAAAAGUUUAAAGAGUUUUAAAAAAUAAAAGCA